AUGCAACACCAAGGCGAUACUCCCGUUACCUAUCUCAACAAGGGUCAAUUUUAUACCAUCACGCUGCAGGACACAGAGGAGUAUGAUGGCGAAAUCAAUAGCGUAAUCAAAGUUACGUUUCAUGAGGAGCCACAUCGGAAACUGGCGGCUCGAUACUGGAGCUUCUGGUUGAGCCAACAACAAAAUCCAAAGACAGCGCGAGCAUUGGAUAUCGAAAAGGCAUCGUCGACGGGGAUGAUGGAAGUUCAGUCCAAGACGUUUGAUAGGAUCUCUUUCAAAUGGAAUGGAAAGGCAGGAGCCAAAUUGAUGGUUCGAUUCAAUUGCCUCUCAACGGACUUUUCGCGCAUCAAGGGUGUCAAGGGUAUUCCUCUUCGAGUUCAUAUGGAUACAGUACUUCCAGGAGGAAGUGUCAAUAAUAACAACAGUAGCCAGGGAGAUCAAGAACACCAGAUUGAACGUUCAUAUGCCAAGAUUAAGCUUUUCAGAGACAAGGGAGCGGAAAGAAAGAAUAAGGAUGACCAUAAGCACUUGGAAAAGAUGUGGGAUAAGAUGCGAGGCAAGAAUGCAGAUACCAAUCCAUUGUCUCAAGUCUUGGCACCUGUACAGAGCGUAUCAGUCUUUUGGGAAUGCCUGGAUCAUCAGGAGGACACUGGCGAGGAUGAGACCUUGGACCUGUCUGAGACUUUAGCCCACGAGACCUUGGACUCUGAGGACGGCAGCCAGCACAAUCCAUCUUCCUCAGCAGGAGGUACGUAUGGGGGGGUAGGAGGUAGUAAUAGUAGUAGUAAUGGUAUUAGUACUACUGGUGCUAAUCUCAUCUUUAACAACAAUGGGGUGAGCGCAGGGUCAGAUUCUGUGAGUGGAUUACUGACUCCAAGCGACGAGUCUGGUGGGUUGUCUUCAUCUGGUGAUUCAAAUGCCUUGGUCCCAGCCUCUAGAAAGCGACGUCGACCCAAUGAUACUGGUGGCGGCGUACAUAAUAUUUCGAACAUGUUACCGAUGGAUCGUUGGAAUCAAUACGGAGGCGGCGCUGGCGGCGGUGCUGGCAAUGACGGCCUGACAUCGGAUCAGUUACUGGACCGAGAUCCGACCUAUGUCCCUCAGAUGCGCAAGAAGAAGCAGCCGGCAUUGUGUCUUUACAUCAAAAUCGGAGGCGAAUCUGUAUACAGAGCCGUGUAUCUAGAGCGAUUGACAUUGGCAGAGUUGACUCAAAAGCUAUCGGAGAAGCUAGAGAUUCAAUCGUCGACGAUCUCGGGUGUGUACCGCAAGACGACCAAGAAGGAGUUGCUGGUUCGGGUGGACGACUCGAUGGUUGCACAGAUGACCGAUGAGCUGGACAUGGUGGUUGAGUAUGACUUUAAUCAGUUGGAUGGUAGCGUCAACUUGACACUUAAAUACUAA
Molecule: messenger RNA, 1401 nt
Organism: Lobosporangium transversale
Lineage: Eukaryota; Fungi; Mortierellomycota; Mortierellomycetes; Mortierellales; Mortierellaceae
Product: CP2 transcription factor-domain-containing protein
Exons: 4
Coding region: 1-1401 (466 amino acids)
Biological process (GO): regulation of transcription by RNA polymerase II
Cellular component (GO): nucleus
Molecular function (GO): RNA polymerase II cis-regulatory region sequence-specific DNA binding; DNA-binding transcription activator activity, RNA polymerase II-specific
Source: RefSeq, a predicted model, not a curated record